Messenger RNA from Wasmannia auropunctata (little fire ant), 2648 nucleotides. RefSeq names its product protein O-mannosyltransferase 1 (gene rt). The transcript is spliced from 7 exons. Lineage: Eukaryota; Metazoa; Arthropoda; Insecta; Hymenoptera; Formicidae. The record is from RefSeq and is a predicted model, not a curated record. The coding region runs from base 30 to 2396 and encodes 788 amino acids. Gene Ontology annotation, molecular function: dolichyl-phosphate-mannose-protein mannosyltransferase activity. Gene Ontology annotation, cellular component: endoplasmic reticulum; membrane. Gene Ontology annotation, biological process: protein O-linked glycosylation via mannose.
GUCACAAAGCGGAUCUCUUCGGGGCGGCGAUGGAAGUCCGGCGCAGACGAGCGAGACCGCAUGACAGCAAGCAUGACGCCGACGCAAUGACGGAUGAACCGAGGAUGAUUCAAAGAGACGAUAUGAAUGGACAAACAGAGUCGAAUAUCACUUUGAUAGAAAGUAACAAAGCAAAUCCAUCAUAUUCCAUCGGGUCGAAGCAAUUUUUAUCCAGCAACGCGGUUCGCGCUCGAAUCAGGAUCAGCUUGGAGAUUGAUCUGAUAGCGUCGAUUUUAUUAAUUGCGGGCAUUUGCACUCGUCUUUAUCGCCUCGAGGAACCGCGCAGUAUAGUCUUCGACGAACUGCAUUACGGCAAGUACGUCGGAUUAUAUAUGAAGAGGACGUUCUUUUUUGACUCCCAUCCGCCUUUAGGGAAGCAAUUGGUCUCUGCAGCGGCGUACUUGGCUGGAUUCGACGGGCAAUUCAAGUUCGACAGGAUCGGAAGUCCUUACAGCGACGCGAUUCCUUUGUACGCGUUGCGCCUGGUACCGGCGAUAUGCGGCAGUUUAUUAAUCUCCACGGGAUAUUAUCUUAUCUUGGAGCUGGGUUUGAGGCAAUGGGCGGCAGCAAUUGGCGGAAUUGUACUCUUACUCGAUAAUGCAUUAUUGACACAGUCGAGAUUUGUCCUGAUGGAAAGUAUCUUGAUGCAUUUCUCAUUGCUCGGGUUGUUGUGCAUCGUGAAAUUUCGGAAAGUUAUGGAUCAACCGACGUCAGCGUCCUGGUGGUUGUGGCUGAUAUUAGGCAUCGUAAAUCUAACGUGUGCAUUAUGCGUCAAGUACGUUGGAUUUUAUUCUAUGAUUCUCGCGCUCUUCUUAAUCGCUCAUGAUUACUGGUCCCUGCUCUCAAGAAAGACUCUAUCAAACACAGUCUUGUGGAUUCAUCUUAUACUAAGAUUCGUUGUACUAAUCGCUGUUAUUGCUGCCGUAUAUUUGAGCAUAUUCUAUGUACAUCUGGCGGUACUCUCCAAGGCAGGACCGCACGACUCGGUGAUGACGAGCGCGUUUCAAGCGAGUCUGGAAGGAGGACUCGCCAGUAUCACGAAAGGGCAACCUCUGGAAGUGACGCACGGCUCACAGAUCACUCUUAGACACACAUACGGCAGAGCAUGUUGGCUGCACAGUCACAAUCAAGUGUACCCAUUACGGUAUCCCGACGGUCGUGGUAGCUCUCAUCAGCAGCAGGUCACGUGUUAUUCGUUCAAGGACGUUAACAACUGGUGGAUUGUCAAGAAGCCGGACAAAAACGAUCUAGUAGUGACAAAACCCAGCGAGCCCAUUCGGCAUGGUGAUGUGAUUCAACUGGUACACGGGAUCACCAGUAGAGCGUUGAAUUCGCAUGAUGUUGCGGCGCCGAUGACGCCACAGAGCCAGGAAGUGUCGUGUUACAUCGACUAUAACGUGUCCAUGCCAGCGCAGAAUUUGUGGCGGGUGGAGAUCACAAACAGAGACCACUCUGGCGAUGCCUGGCACGCGAUUCAGAGCCAGGUACGGCUGAUACACGUACACGCGAAUGGAGCCGAGUUCGCAUUGAAGUUUAGCGGCAGGCAAUUGCCUGACUGGGGUUUCAACCAGCACGAAGUUGUAGCGGAUCGGCUGGUGGACCAGACUAAUUCCAUUUGGAACGUUGAGGAACACCGGUAUACUAAAAAUGAGGAUCAAAAGCAGCGGGAACGGGAGCUGAUUAGCGCAGAGAUGAUACCAUUGCAGGCAACCACCUUGAGCUUUUGGGAGAAAUUCGCAGAGCUGCAGGUUAAAAUGUUGUUUAGUGGCCAAGAGGGUCAGAACAGUCACAUGUAUUCCAGCGGACCUCUCGAGUGGCCGUUCAUGUCCCGCGGGAUCGCGUACUGGGUAUCUAACGACAGCAAUGCACAAGUGCAUCUUUUGGGGAAUAUUGUGAUUUGGUACUCCGGUACGAUCUCAAUAAUUGCAUAUGUGACGCUGCUGAUAUUUUAUUUAAUGAGGAGGAGAAGACAAUGUUUCGACAUCCCAGAGGAAGAGUGGGAAAAGUUUGUUAACAACGCUUACGUACUGUUAGCUGGGUACCUACUUCAUUUCGUACCUUUCUUAUUCGUUGAACGAACUUUGUUCUUGCAUCAUUAUUUACCAGCCUUCAUUUUCAAAGUCUUAUUAAUGGCAGCCACAAUUGAUCAUCUGUAUUAUUUAAUUAGCACUCAUCGUUCAGCGUGGAGUGUUUCAUUGUACAUCAUAAUCUGUGGUAUCAUCGCUUGGAUACUUUUUAUUAUUUAUGUAUUCAAGAAAUUUAUUGUAUUUAGUUAUGGGACAUCAGCUCUCACUGCCAAGGACGUGAUAAAAUUAAGAUGGAAAGAUACCUGGGAUUUCAUCGUACAUAAAACAUAAAAGUUUGAGUUUCAUUCACAAAAUCUGUUAUAUACGACGUAAUAUUUUUAGACUAUUUUUAACUAGAACUUUAUGUACUUAUGAAACACAUGACAUUUACAAAAAAAAAAAAGAGACGUUAUUCAGUAUAUUUUUAUAAAAAGAUUUUUAGCAAAUGUUAUUGCUUAUAAUGCGCAUAUACGUAUGAUAUGACGAAAUAUCUUGUUAUAAUGGAGCAACAAGUGCCACAAAAUAUAUGGAAUAAUGAUAUAG